This is a messenger RNA of Ictidomys tridecemlineatus (thirteen-lined ground squirrel), 1476 nucleotides long. NCBI's taxonomy places the organism in Eukaryota, Metazoa, Chordata, Mammalia, Rodentia, Sciuridae. The record is from RefSeq and is a predicted model, not a curated record.
GGGCGGGACUUCCUGUCUCGGGGAGCACUUCCUGCCGACGCGGAAAGCGGUGGGCUGCUGCGGCGGAGCGGUCCCUCUGUGGGCUACGGCGCCGGGGCUCCGCUUUCUCGCUCGAGAGUCCGGCGGGAAUCGCGCGGGUCACCUUCCCAGACAGGCACCCGAGGCGGCCGCGAUGGAUUUCCCCAGAUCCCUGUGUCCCUCAUUGUUUAUGGCUGGUCCCCUUGGUAUGAAUGAUGCCCCUGACCUGUCCUUCAUGUGCAGCUGGAGAGAUGCUCUGACGCUGCCAGAGUCCCAGCCCCACGAUGCCAAGAAUGCCAUCCCUCGCCUGGCCAAGGACCUGCUCUGGGAGCCGUUGGCACCUGGGCCUCUGCCCCUGAUGCCUCCUGGUCCUGACCCCUGGGACCCUGGUGUGACUGCCCAGGACCUCCUUUUCCGAGGAGGUCGCCACUACCGGAGGCAGCCCCAGGUCGUACUGGAUGUGACUGAGCAGGUGAGUGUCCCCCAGCAGGUGGUGCUUCAUGGCCGGGGGCUGUGCGUCAUGACCUGGUGCUUCCUUCCCCAGCUCAGCCGAUUCCUGUGGGAUCACGGGGACAUAGCCUUUGCACCCCUGGGGAAGCUGAUGCUCGAGAAUUUCAAACUGGAGGGUACCCGUAGCCGCUCCAGGAAGAUGACAGUGGUCACUGUGAAGAGGCUGCUCCAGGACCUUGGUGGACACCAGCCCUGGGGGUGUCCCUGGGCAUGGAUCAGCCACCGGCAGCGUCGCUUCUCCAUCCUCGGGGGCCCAGUGCUUAACAAGUCAGUGUCCAGCCUCCUGGGCAAGCUGCUGCAUGAGGAGCUGGCCCUGCGCUGGAAGCAGCUGCUCUUAGACGAUGCCUUCACUGGGGGUGCCUUGGCCUGGGUGCCCGGAAGGACAGCCCGGGUGGGCCAGCUGGUCUACCCUACGGGAGGUGCCCUGGACAAGCUGUGUAUCCUUUCUGCUGGUGGGAGAGUCAGCCACCCCCACCGCCCCCCAGUGGUGAAGGAGGUGCUCCUGGCAUGGUCCAUGGUGAGGGGUAGGACAUGGGGGGCUUGUGGUGCCCGCUCACUGAUCCUUAGCCGAGGCUCAGGUUUCCAGGAGGUCAGUCUGACCUCAGGAGGCAAUCCUCGGGUCUUUGGGGACCCUGGGUACAUCCAGCUGCGCGGACCUGUCCGGCAGGUGGUGACCUGCACCGUCCAGGGAGAAACUCUGCUGGCCGUCCGCUCUGAUUACCACUGUGCCAUGUGGAAGGUCAGCAGGCAGGAGCCGCCAGCCCCGCUGCAGACGCUGCAGGUCGAGAAGGGGGCCACGGGGAUCAGUCUCAGCCCGCACCUGCCCGGGGAGCUGGCCGUCUGCAGCCGUUCUGGAGCCGUCUGUAUGUGGACCCCUCAGGAUGGGUAAUUCCCCUUUCCCAAAAAACACUGCACCCAACAAACAGACCCAGGGCCCACCACCCUGAU